AUGUUCAAUAAAUAAAUCUAUACUAAUAUUAUAAAGCUGACGAGUUUGUUUGUUUGUACGCGCUAAUCUUAAUACCCUUAGACUAAAGUGCGCUUCUUCCCUACCUACCCUACCCCUACCCUAAAAAUGCUCCAUACAAACUUCCAUCCCCCAUUUUAGGGAAGUGAGGGGUCAGCAAGAAACAAAUAGUAGCCUAUGUAACUCUCCGUCCUUUCUACUAUCUCCACUUGAAAAAUCACAUCAACUCGUCGCUCCGUUUUGCCGUGAAAGACAGACAAACAAAAAGACAGACACACACUCUUUCACUUUAAUAUUAUUAGUAUGGAUGUAUACGUAUUUAUAAUAGGUCAUAAACACAUUUAGUUUUAGAUAAGUAGAGUAUUCUGCCAAGUUCAUGCUAAACAGGUGAUUAUUCAGACCCAAAUUACUCGCAACGCGCUACUUCGAUAACAUAAUGACAAUGGCUAUAUACAUGGUAUAAAAUACUAGCACAAAAUUUAAACGCGCAUAUUAUUAAGAUUAAUUUAACACAGAAUGUACGCGAUUCAGUUAUUUUUAAAAACAAUAACUUAUUUAGUUCUUAUAUCAAAAAUAUGUGACGGAUUCAUUGAGGUGAAAGAUAUAAAAAACUCAGUGGAUUCAAGUGAAAAUAAUGAAACAAAUUUAAAUGUAACACAGUUAGCGAAAUAUCAUGGAUAUAACAUAGAAACACAUAAAGUUAUAACAGAUGAUGGGUAUAUUUUGUCUGUGCACAGGAUACCAAGUAGGAAACCUAUCAAAAAUACAUCUGUGGUAUUUUUAAUGCAUGGAAUUUUGGAUUGUGCAGAUAGUUGGCUUUUACAAGGACCGAAUAAAGCCUUGGCAUAUACAUUAGUUGAUAAAGGAUACGACGUUUGGAUGGGAAACGCUAGAGGGAACAAAUAUUCUUCUACCCAUGCAUUUUUAGACACAGGGGCUACAGAAUAUUGGAAGUUUUCUUGGGAAGAAAUUGGUUUUUACGAUUUGCCAGCAAUGAUUGACUACGUUUUGGCAAAAACUGAGAAAGAAAGUCUAUAUUAUGUUGGACAUUCACAAGGAACUACAGCUUUCUUUGCAAUGCUUGCUCUCAAACCUGAAUACAACCCUAAAGUCAAUAUGAUGUUCGCUUUAGCGCCUAUUACUUGGAUAAGUAACGCCAAAAGCCCUAUCUUCAAUCUAUUCACCCCCGCAUAUGGAAUUUUUAAAUAUUUCACAUCAAAUCUCAAUAAUUAUUCGACAAAUGUGGAUAUUUUUAAAAACAUUCCCAAAUUGUUGUGCAAAUUCCUGCCAAUUGGAUGUGAUAAUGUCUUGCAAUGGAUAAUAGGCAACGAUUACAAGUUUAUAAAUGUGGAAUUACUACCAGUUAUAUAUGGACACAUGUCUAGUGGAUCAUCUUUAAUGCAGUUUAUACAUUACGGCCAGAUGUUUCAAUCUGGAAGAUUUUGUCGUUUCGAUUAUGGUGAAACUGACAAUUUGGCCAAAUAUGGAGCGAUUACACCACCAGAAUAUGACCUUAACAGAGUUACUGUUCCUGUAGUGCUCUUUUAUAGCACCAACGAUUGGUUGUCCGAUUUGGAGGAUGUUAAACAACUCUUUGCAAAGUUACCAAAUGUUUAUGACAGUUAUAACAUAAAUAGGUUCAAUCACGUUGAUUAUAUGUUUGCUGAUGUUGCCAAAGUACUAAUAUACUCAGUUAUUAUAAAGAAGAUAGAAGAAUUUGAGUUCACAAUAGACGAAUUAUAGUACCACAAUUCCAGCAACCUGUUUUAUACCAGUGGACCCCUAGGGUGGGGUCGAUUAAUACUACACUUUCCGGUGUGGGAUCAUUAUUGCGGCAUUUUGGUUACCAUAUUAAAUAAAACGUUUAAAUUUUUAUACAACCUCAAUGUAUUUAUAAUAACAA
Molecule: messenger RNA, 1921 nt
Organism: Bicyclus anynana (squinting bush brown)
Lineage: Eukaryota; Metazoa; Arthropoda; Insecta; Lepidoptera; Nymphalidae
Product: lipase 3-like
Exons: 1
Coding region: 535-1761 (408 amino acids)
Biological process (GO): lipid metabolic process
Molecular function (GO): hydrolase activity, acting on ester bonds
Source: RefSeq, a predicted model, not a curated record